This is a messenger RNA of Nothobranchius furzeri (turquoise killifish), 1827 nucleotides long. RefSeq names its product syntaxin 7-like (gene stx7l). Gene Ontology annotation, biological process: intracellular protein transport; vesicle-mediated transport; vesicle fusion. NCBI's taxonomy places the organism in Eukaryota, Metazoa, Chordata, Actinopteri, Cyprinodontiformes, Nothobranchiidae. Gene Ontology annotation, cellular component: endomembrane system; membrane; synaptic vesicle. The record is from RefSeq and is a predicted model, not a curated record. Gene Ontology annotation, molecular function: SNAP receptor activity; SNARE binding.
AACUCAUCCCACUGACAGUUGUAGUUCGGAGUGCAGCGGAUGCCACGUGACAGGGGAGCGUCCGCAAAUCAGGAAACAAGCUGCCGCAGUGAAUUUCAACAUCAAAGCCCUCAUCAUGGCCUACCAGGUGGGGAGUCCAGAAGACCCCAUGGCUUUGGUCCAGAACAUCAGUUCCAACAUCCAGAGGAUCACUGUUCUGACCUCUGAUAUGCAAAGAUUGGUGUCUCUUCUGGGAACGGAGCAGGACACCAGCCAGCUAAGACACACGCUUCAACAGAAACAGCAGCAAGGCAACAACCUGGCAAAGGAGACCGACAAACUGAUGAAGGCCUUCACUGCUCUUCCCAUCGGCCCUGAUCAGCGACAAAGGAAACUACAGAAAGAGCGUUUGCUAAAUGACUUCUCGGCCGCGCUGAACAGCUUCCAGAGGACACAGAGGCAGGCGGCAGAGAGAGAAAGGGAGUAUGUGGCCAGAGUCAGAGCCAGCUCCAGGGUCUCGUCAGGAGGUCAGCCUGAAGACAGUUUUGGAAAUGCACCCCAGAAUUACUCUCAGGUUCAGGCUCAGACCGAGGCUUUCAACGAAGAAGACCUGAGGCUGAUCCAGGAGAGGGAGUCGGCCAUCAGGCAGCUGGAGUCUGACAUCACAGACAUUAACGACAUCUUCAAGGACCUGGGCAUGAUGGUCCAUGAGCAGGGAGACAUGAUAGACAGUAUAGAAGCCAAUGUGGAGACUGCAGAUAACUGUGUGCAGAAUGCCUCGCAGCAGCUGACACAAGCUGCAAGCUACCAGCAAAGCCACAGAAAGAAGAUCUGCAUCCUGCUGAUCGUGGGGGCCGUAGGCAUAGUUGUAAUAGGACUCAUCAUCUGGGGAGCUGUCAAACAAUGAGGACUUCUUGAUUUCUUUCCCCCUCCUGUGUGAUCAUCGCCCUCGAAGAUUCGUAGCAUCACUCCUUUAUCUUCUGUGUCUUUGUCGUUUGAGUUAUGAUUACGUUUGUCCUUUUUUAAGGUUCGAUUGCAAAAAAGAAGAAAGUCUGGUUGUCACUGAGAGAAAAGCACACUCCUUUUACUGUGAAGUAAAUCAAACUCUGGUUCCUUUAGAAGAGGCUUUAAUUGAAUAGUUGGUUUGAUUUAAGGUGAAAUAUUUUUUUUCUUCACCUGUUUCUCUGAGUAAGGAGUGAACGCAGGGAAUGUGUUGCUGCUGUUCGCUUCCAGGAUCUCUGCUGAGUUUUAAUAGUAAAUAAUACACAUUGGAUGAUUUUUCUAGGUGCAGUAAAGCAGCAAGUGAAGUUAGAGUUGAGUGUUUUUGCUGCAGCUGGUAAAUAUAAAACAACAUGCUGAAGAGAUCACAGCCAUUUUAACCAAUCACCUCGUAUAUUUUAUGUUACUAAUUAGAGUCACAAUCAGACAUGGAUGCUGAUUCUUUAAGUGGGUUUUGUGAUUAUUUCAACUUAUAAAGGAAGUUUAUUUUAUUAUUUUAACCACCUGUAACACAGAAUGUAAAUACUGUACAACACGUACCAGUCAGCGGAGGUCUUUAACUGUGUUUUUAUGCUUGGAACUGCUAGUUAAAAAAAAGCUUUGACCCAAGUCACCAAUAUAAAAUAGAAUAUUGCAUUUUGUAUAGAAAGAGUUGUAUUAUAAGACAGACACUAAAGCUACUGUUUCUGAAACUAUUUGACUCAAUACUGUAAGAUGGAGAUCACAUGUAUGUUUUCAUUAUGAAGAAACAGCCAAAAUGAAUACAUGAGGAAAUCUACAAAUGAUGAUUUUCACAAUGAACAAAAAGUCUUUGAUGCAUUUGAUCAAUAAAAAAGCUCACGAGUUUAA